This is a messenger RNA of Alternaria atra, 594 nucleotides long. RefSeq lists its product as uncharacterized. The transcript has 2 exons. Lineage: Eukaryota; Fungi; Ascomycota; Dothideomycetes; Pleosporales; Pleosporaceae. The record is from RefSeq and is a predicted model, not a curated record. Bases 1 to 594 code for a protein of 197 amino acids.
AUGGCAGCGAACUUCGCCCCAUAUCAAGACAUACCGGAAUCAUCACGCGCGCUUUCUCCACCACCAGUCCACUCGCCGAGGACGUCUAUUGACCGUACACGUAGCAUCGUAUCACCUUCCACACGCGCAUACGAACAACAUGACUACUUCCAGGGCCAAUCGCCCGUCUCCCCACCCGCAGAACCAGAUACCGAGCACAUAGCAUGGGAUCAGCCAUCCCGCAGCACAGGCUUCGGCCGUUCUCGCGAGGAUGUGGAUAUGUUCACAACGUCUCUGGGCUGGCGACUCGAUUACGAAGCUUGCCUAGCAUAUCUUCUACUUCCACCAGCAGGCGGGGUGUUACUACUGGUCUUGGAGCACCAAAGCGACUAUGUGCGGUUCCACGCAUGGCAGAGUAGUCUGCUGUUCGCCUUCAUCUUUGUGGUUCAUAUCAUAUUCAGCUGGUCGAGCUUCAUAUCCUGGGUGCUAUUCAUCGGAGAUCUGGCAGGCAUAGGGUGGCUGACUUGGAGGGCAUAUCUGGAUGCUGCAACACUCGAUCGAUAUGAAGUACCCUUCUUUGGCCCGCUAGCGAGCUCGAUACUUGACGAUGAAUAG